AAAAAAGGCAGCGAGUUAGUGAAUUAUAUCCCAGUUCACGUUUCUUGGUGAGAAAAGUGGUUUUCCCUCGUGACGCUAAUAGAGGCAGCAUGGUGUUGGCUGCCUCGCUGGGGAGGAGUAUUCACCCGCCUGCAAAAUAGGCAGAUGGGUAGAUGCAUCGUGCUGAGGGCGGUGGUGGUAGCUACGGCGCUGGCAGGGAGUCUGGCGCUGGCCCACCCUGCCGGAAAGGACCUCAAGGUCUUCGCCGACAGAAUCCGCUUGGAGAGGGCGAUGAGAGAGAAUAGGUCCGUCCACUGGGGAAUGAACAUGACGACGACUGAGAUCAUCGAGGCCAUGGGCUACCCAACAGAGAUCCACCACGUCACCACGGCGGACGGCUACAUCCUUGAGCUGCAUCGCAUCCCGCACGGCAUCAACAGGACGACGGGUGGAGACAGACCCGUGGCGCUGCUGCAACACUGCCUCCUUUGCUCUUCUGCCGACUACAUCAUGAACACUCCCGACCAGGCUCUGGCCUAUGUGCUGGCGGACGCAGGCUACGACGUGUGGAUGCCAAACUUCCGAGGAAACACCUAUUCGACCAAUCACGUGGAGCUGGACCCUGCAGACAUUAAGUUCUGGGCGUUCAGCUGGGAUGACAUGGCGGUGAAUGACGUGCCCAACAGCAUCGAUUACAUCCUGGCCACGACGGGGCAUGAGGACCUCUACUAUGUGGGUUGGAGCAUGGGAACCACAGCCUUCUGGGUAAUGAUGAGCGAGUUACCAGAGUAUAACAACAAGGUGAGGGCAAUGGCUGCCAUGGCUCCAGUGGCCUACCUGAACUAUGCCCAUGGUCCUCUCGUGGAGCUGGCGCCAUACUCAGGCGACAUCGACACCAUCUUAACACUGCUGGGCGUGGGUCAGCUGCUGCCCAGUGACGCCUACAUGGACUACGUAGCCGAAAAUUGGUGUGACAGCGAGUCCAUCGCUGCCGACAUCUGCUACAACUUCCUCUUCAUCAUCGCGGGACCAGAUUCGGAGGAGCUCAACGAGGAAUUCCUGCCGGUCAUCCUCUCCCACACCCCAGCUGGCUCCUCCGUGCAUACCUUCAAUCACUACGCUCAAACUGUUAUGUCAGGCAAGUUCCAGAAGUACGACUACGGUCUACUGGGUAACCUGAAUCACUACGGCCAGAACACACCGCCGCUGUACAACCUGAGUGCUGUGACCACACCUAUUGGUCUCUUCUGGGGACAGACCGACUGGAUCGCGCCGCCUCAGGACGUGGCGCGCCUCGCUGACGAGCUCCCAAACGUGGCGCUCAAUCACAGGGUAGAUAAGGAUGAAUUCAACCACCUCGACUUUGGCUGGUGCAAACAUCCCUACGAGUACGUCAACAGACACGUGGUGGACUUCUUAGCCAAGUUCUAGGGCUGCGUGGUGAGCGUGUCCAUCCUGGCCUUGGAGGAGAGUUGCGGUGUAGCAAUAAAACAAUAAAAGCAAUGUCCCUA
Scylla paramamosain (green mud crab) is the source of this 1490-nucleotide messenger RNA. Its product is annotated as lipase 3-like. The record is from RefSeq and is a predicted model, not a curated record. Gene Ontology annotation, molecular function: hydrolase activity, acting on ester bonds. The transcript is spliced from 11 exons. NCBI's taxonomy places the organism in Eukaryota, Metazoa, Arthropoda, Malacostraca, Decapoda, Portunidae. Bases 145 to 1410 code for a protein of 421 amino acids. Gene Ontology annotation, biological process: lipid metabolic process.